Galleria mellonella (greater wax moth) is the source of this 614-nucleotide messenger RNA. Its product is annotated as histidine-rich glycoprotein-like. NCBI's taxonomy places the organism in Eukaryota, Metazoa, Arthropoda, Insecta, Lepidoptera, Pyralidae. Gene Ontology annotation, cellular component: extracellular matrix. The record is from RefSeq and is a predicted model, not a curated record. The transcript is spliced from 4 exons. Bases 18 to 494 code for a protein of 158 amino acids.
AGGAGAAUUAUACGAAAAUGUGGUCCCAAAUUGCUGUGGUUUGCCUGCUAGUGGCCAGUAUUGAGGGUCAUCCAACAGCAAUAUCAUACCAGUCUCGUACAGACGGCCAUCAUAACCUUCACCAUCAAGUCGUCCAUCAUAUUGGACAUCAUAACUUGCAUCGUGCUCACCACCAGAUAAUCCACCACGCUGGUCAUCACAGUGGACAUCUAGGCAUUCACCGUGGUGACGACCACGGACAUUGGGAUCACGCCUCUUCGUACCCUUCUUAUAAAUUUUCAUACCAUGUGUCGGAUCCACACACCGGCGAUCACAAGUCGCAAACGGAGUGGCGACAUGGCGACUUAGUGAGGGGAACUUACUCCCUCGUAGAGCCGGAUGGCAAUGUGCGCACCGUUCAUUACACCGCUGAUGAUCACCAUGGAUUCAAUGCUGAUGUUCAUCAUAAGACGCAUCAUCAUCAUCCGCAUCAUUCUCAUCAUCAUCACCAUUAAGCUUGACAAUAUUAUUACGACUUCUAUUACUUCGACAUCUAAAAAAGAUGAAUCUGUACUAUCACAGCAAAAAUUGUUAGCGCUAACAAAUAAAACAUAUAGAAAAACAAAGGUAUUUUA